Messenger RNA from Orycteropus afer afer, 1073 nucleotides. RefSeq names its product ADP ribosylation factor like GTPase 4A (gene ARL4A). Gene Ontology annotation, cellular component: cytoplasm. NCBI's taxonomy places the organism in Eukaryota, Metazoa, Chordata, Mammalia, Tubulidentata, Orycteropodidae. Gene Ontology annotation, molecular function: GTP binding; GTPase activity. The record is from RefSeq and is a predicted model, not a curated record. Gene Ontology annotation, biological process: intracellular protein transport; vesicle-mediated transport.
CCCGCAUAGUAACGCCUGUUUGCCAAUGCAUUCUCAUUUGGACACAGACUCCAAUUCAGGAGCAGUCUUGUAGCUGGAUCACCUAGGAAGAGAAGUUCAAAAUCCUUACGAAGAAAGCGUUUCAACUUGGGAUACUUAUUUGCAGCUGGAAAUGGGGAAUGGACUGUCAGACCAGACUUCUAUCCUGUCCAGCUUGCCUUCAUUUCAGUCCUUCCACAUUGUUAUUCUAGGUUUGGACUGUGCUGGAAAGACUACCGUAUUAUACAGGCUGCAAUUCAAUGAAUUUGUAAAUACUGUACCUACCAAAGGAUUUAACACUGAGAAAAUAAAGGUAACUUUGGGAAAUUCUAAAACAGUCACUUUUCACUUCUGGGAUGUUGGUGGUCAGGAGAAAUUAAGGCCCCUAUGGAAAUCAUAUACCAGAUGCACGGAUGGCAUUGUAUUUGUUGUGGACUCUGUUGAUGUUGAAAGGAUGGAAGAAGCCAAAACUGAACUUCAUAAAAUAACUAGGAUAUCAGAAAAUCAAGGAGUUCCAGUACUUAUAGUUGCUAACAAACAAGACCUAAGGAAUUCAUUGUCUCUCUCAGAAAUCGAGAAAUUGUUAGCUGUGGGUGAACUGAGCUCAUCAACUCCUUGGCAUUUGCAGCCUACCUGUGCAAUCAUAGGAGAUGGACUAAAGGAAGGACUUGAGAAACUACAUGAUAUGAUAAUUAAAAGAAGAAAAAUGUUGCGACAACAGAAAAAGAAAAGAUGAAUACCAAUACUCCUGUAACUGUGUGGAGUAGGUUUUCUCUGGCCAGAUUUUGACAAAUGGAAGAGAGUCUACAGCCUGGAUUGCCUGCCUGCCCUCCUGGGUGCCGUUAAAGCUUUGUUUUGUUGAACAAUCAGAUGCCUAACUCUGUUGCCUUGUGGAAGAUGAGUAAAAGCAGUGCUUCUUAAAGUGGUCUCUUUACUCCCUACCCCCAAGUCUUUUGGUACUACCAUUUUUGGAAGCCAAGCAAGGAUAGUAAAUUGACCAGGAAACAGUUGUGGAAAUUUGACCUGAAGUUAGUGAAAUAAAACUUUGAAGAGUG